AUGCACAUUCUGCCACGAGAGCAAGAAAAAAUCUUCCUGCAUCAGGCCGGAUUUCUCGCUCAAAAGCGCCUUGCAAGAGGCCUACUACUAAAUCGAUCAGAAGCUAUUGCACUCAUAGCAUCUCAAUUGCAAGAACGCAUCAGGGAUGGCUACCAUUCUGUAGCGGAACUCAUGCGACAUGGAAAGGCGUUGCUCGGGAGGAGACAUGUGUUACCCAGUGUUCCUUCCCUUCUCCAUGAAAUACAAGUGGAAGGAACCUUCCAUGACGGAGUAUUCCUGGUGACAGUACAUGACCCAAUCUGUACAGAUGAUGGUAACCUCAAUGCCGCGUUGUAUGGGUCGUUUCUUCCCAUUCCUUCUGAAGAUAAAUUUCCUUCUGCUGAGACGUGUGUAUGCGCACGUGAGGCCUUGCCCGGCGCUAUCAUAGCAAGAAAGGAAAGAAUUCAGAUAAACACAGGGCGGCAUUGUAUCAAGCUUAAAGUCACCAACAAUGGUAGCCGUCCUAUCCAAGUUGGAUCCCAUUAUCCUUUUCUUGAGACGAACGCUGCCCUUGAAUUCGAUCGCAUCAAAGCUAUCGGAAAGCGACUCGACAUUCCUGCUGGAACAGCCGUUCGUUUUGAACCUGGAGAUUGUAAAUAUGUGAUUCUUUGUGAUGUCGCAGGUCGUAAAGUUAUCACAGGCUGUAAUGGUCUCGUUACUGGCUGUGUCGAUGGUCUUACGCCUCAUAGCUGUGAAGGUAACCCUGCAGCCCUUUUCAAACUGGACGAGAUAAAAAAUGACAUUAUCCAAAGAGGAUUUGGAUACUGUCCGGAACCGGGAGCGCUUGAAGUAUAUGUAGACGCUGAGACGAUCGGUGAGAUGAGAAAGGAUGUAAGCAGGGAAGAGUAUAUUUCGAUGUUUGGACCCACGACUGGAGAUAGGAUACGACUAGGAGACACCACACUUUGGAUUGAAAUUGAGCACGAUAAGACUGUAUAUGGCGACGAGGUCAAAUUUGGAGGCGGGAAGAGUAUACGAGAUGGAAUGGGGCAAGCCUCAAACUUGAGUUCCAGGGAUACUCCCGACACAAUAAUAACGAACGCUAUAAUCGUUGAUUGGUCAGGUAUCUACAAGGCAGACAUCGGUAUCAAGGACGGAAAAAUAUGUGGAAUCGGAAAAGCUGGCAACCCGGAUAUAAUGGAUUGUGUCGACCCAGCAUUAGUUAUCGGCUCGUCGACAGAAGUCAUCGCUGGUGAAAAGCUAAUUGUCACCGCUGGAGCUAUUGAUGCCCAUGUACACUACAUAUGUCCUCAGCAGGUGUUUGAGGCGCUUGCAGUUGGAACGACAACGAUGAUUGGAGGAGGGACUGGGCCAAGUGCAGGUACAAAUGCGACGACAUGUACACCGAGUCCCUUUCAUAUCAGGUCCAUGCUAGCCGCUACAGAUGGCCUUCCAAUGAACUUCGCAUUUACAGGGAAAGGCAAUGAUUCAGGACCGACAGCCUUGGAGGAAGUCGUAGUUGCCGGAGCGGCUGGUCUUAAACUGCAUGAAGAUUGGGGGUCUACACCUACUGCUAUAUCGAAUUGUUUGGACGUUGGCGACAAGUAUGAUGUCCAGGUCAACAUACACACGGAUACUCUCAAUGAAAGUGGCUUUGUCGAUAGUACUAUCAACGCAUUUGGCGGGCGGACAAUUCACACUUACCACACGGAGGGUGCUGGCGGUGGACAUGCACCUGACAUCAUUGUGGUUUGUGGCCUCGACAACGUCAUCCCUUCUUCGACCAACCCUACUAGACCAUUCACUAGCAACACAAUGGAUGAACAUCUCGAUAUGCUCAUGGUGUGCCACCAUCUAGAUAGAUCUAUUCCAGAAGACCUGUGUUUCGCGGAUUCUCGUAUUCGAGCAGAAACGAUGGCAGCAGAGGAUGUCCUCCACGACGCAGGGGCUAUAUCAAUCAUCAGUUCAGAUUCACAAGCAAUGGGUCGUGUUGGCGAAGUUGUAAGCCGGACUUGGAGAACUGCGAGCAAGCUACGAGAAUUUAAUGGACCGCUCGCCGAACUACACGACAGUGAAGGAAAAGACAACGGACGGGUAAAGCGUUACGUCGCAAAAUAUACCAUCAACCCCGCGAUUGCGCAUGGUAUAAGCCAUGUGAUUGGCUCCGUCGAAGUUGGGAAACUGGCCGACUUGGUUAUCUGGAAGCCAGAGAAUUUUGGUGCUAAACCCGAACUGGUACUCAAAUCAGGCACGAUCGUGUAUGCUCAGAUGGGCGAUGCGAACGGUUCCAUUCCGACGGUGCAACCGUCCUACUCCAAGCCUAUGUGGGGUGCAUUCCCAAUGGCUGCCGCUCUCAACUCGGUUGCUUUCGUUUCGCAAAUAUCAUUGAGUUGUGGUGCCAUUGCAUCCUAUGGCUUAUCCAAAAGAUGUGAGGCGGUAGUCAAUUGUCGCAACAUCACAAAGAAGGAUAUGAAGUGGAACGAUGCAACGCCGACUCUCCACGUUGACCCAGAGAACUACGAAGUUCGUCUCAAUGGUCCAGAGGGCCCCCUGUUGGAUAUUGGGCCUGCAUCGACAGUGGCUUUGGCAAGGCAAUACAAUUUCUUCUGA
This is a messenger RNA of Serpula lacrymans var. lacrymans S7.9, 2589 nucleotides long. RefSeq lists its product as uncharacterized. Gene Ontology annotation, cellular component: urease complex. The transcript has 13 exons. Bases 1 to 2589 code for a protein of 862 amino acids. Gene Ontology annotation, biological process: urea catabolic process. The record is from RefSeq and is a predicted model, not a curated record. Gene Ontology annotation, molecular function: nickel cation binding; urease activity. NCBI's taxonomy places the organism in Eukaryota, Fungi, Basidiomycota, Agaricomycetes, Boletales, Serpulaceae.